Fimicolochytrium jonesii is the source of this 1273-nucleotide messenger RNA. RefSeq lists its product as uncharacterized. Bases 76 to 1104 code for a protein of 342 amino acids. The record is from RefSeq and is a predicted model, not a curated record. NCBI's taxonomy places the organism in Eukaryota, Fungi, Chytridiomycota, Chytridiomycetes, Spizellomycetales, Powellomycetaceae. The transcript has a single exon.
CAACGCAGUCUUUGUGACCGUACUGUACUUCUUCUCCACCCCAGCAGACGGCCCUCCAUCUCCCACACAUCCCUCAUGACCCGCCCCACCCAAUCCGCUCUCCACCCUCCCUCUCCAGCCCUCCUCCCCAGAUCCUACCGCCACACAACCCUGGAAAGCAUCCCCGUCUCCCCUUCCGUGCCUCACACCCCAACCACCACCACCACCUCCGACUCAUCCUCCCACGACGACGACAACGACGACCCGAACCAUGUAUCCUUCUGCGCUAACUUCGCGCGGUAUAUACGGGGGGCUGCGAUGCAGAUCGAUACCCAGCUGAGGAGGAGUGGUCGGUCUGUAACAGGGAAGCAGGGCGGGGAGGGUGGCCGGGAUGUUGUGCGUGGGGGGACGGAGUUGAGUAACCUAGAUGCUGAUGAUGAAAUGGAAGCGGAUGAGGGGUUCGUGGCUGAUGAUGAGGAUGAGGAGGGGAGUGAGGAGGAGAGGUCGGCGAGUGAGAGCGAGGGGAGUACGAGUGGGGAUGGGAUGGAGAGCACGAGUUGGGAGAGUGGGAGUGAGAGUGGGGAGGAGCGGUUGGAGGAUGUGGGUGCGGGUGGUGGUUCGGGAACGGCCAAGACGACGGGUAGAAGGAGGCGGGCGGAUAUGAAUGCACAAGCUGGACAGGCGAGGAAGAGGGGAGGCAAGGCAACGGUGCGUUCGCAGCCGCAUCAGAAUGGACGGACACGAAAGCCGAAACAGCGGCUACCAACCAAACAGACCAGACGCCACCAGCAAGCACGCCAAACCCUCAACAUGCAAAACAAAAAGCACCCGUCGCAACCCAAACGCCGAAAAGCCCCAUCCAAACCGAACCCUAAACCGACACCGAGACAGCGCCGAGGACGAAAGCAACCCAAACCCCGUGCCUCACCGCCAAUCCUCAUCCCCUCCGUCUCGCCGUCCCCGCAACCCCCGCCUUCCGCUCGCAAACGCCGCCGCGUAGCCACUCCGAUCCUUAUAAACAGCGUUUCGCCGUCCCCGCAUCGUCCGCACAUAUCCGAACCCAGGCGGCAGCGGAAUGAGUGUAAGAGGCGGCGCGUGAUGGGUGGGGGAUGGAGGAAGGGUUAAAAAGGGGAAGCUGAGAGGAGAGCGGUAUCGCAGAGGAUGCAUGGUGGAUGGAGAUAUGUGUGGCGUCCGGUGUGAACCAAACCCACGAACUGGGAGGAACUGAACAACUAACGCCCCGCAACAGAGCGGAAACUCACAUCCGGAAACUCGAAACAUUAUGCCCCCCCAU